AUGUGCUCCCACCUCCAAAACGCAUCCAAAGCCCGCCUCGGCCUCACCUCCAUCCCCAGCACGAAAUACAACCUGCACCUCGCCCUCGCCCUCCACCGCUCCGGCUUCUUCUCCUCCGUAUACCGCGCCGGCCCGCACCCGCCCACCCCGGAGCAAAUGGUCGCCCAGGUCCCCGAGCCCGUCACAAGCGCCACCGUCGCAAAGAUGCGCAUCUGGCUCGGCCUCAAGUACUGGGACGGCCGCCCCGUCCUGUCACGGGCCUCCGUCAUCAGCAAGCCCUCGAGGCAGCUCACCGUCGACGUCCAGGAGCUGGCCCGCCUCACUAGGGGGUUCCCGACGAAGCUCAAGGGCGGCGUCAUCAGCGGCCUGGGUGUUGGCGAGUGCAUGUUUGUGUCUACGUCGAGAGGGGUGCUCGAGGUGAGGGAGGCGUUGGCGAAAAAGGUCGGUGGUGUGCUCAUGUGCCGAGUAUCAUAG
Molecule: messenger RNA, 474 nt
Organism: Trichoderma aggressivum f. europaeum
Lineage: Eukaryota; Fungi; Ascomycota; Sordariomycetes; Hypocreales; Hypocreaceae
Exons: 1
Coding region: 1-474 (157 amino acids)
Biological process (GO): translation
Cellular component (GO): mitochondrion; ribosome
Molecular function (GO): structural constituent of ribosome
Source: RefSeq, a predicted model, not a curated record